Molecule: messenger RNA, 1038 nt
Organism: Stylonychia lemnae
Lineage: Eukaryota; Ciliophora; Spirotrichea; Sporadotrichida; Oxytrichidae
Source: the annotation of a GenBank genome assembly
AUGGACUUCUAAGAUGAAAAUGUUCCUGUGGUUUAUAAAGUUCUCAUUAUAAUCUACCUAGUCUUAAUGGGUAUCGCUUAGGUGAUGCAAUCUAUUAUUCUUGGAUACAGAUCAGCCUUCUAAUAGCAUUUAAAGAAAAUAUUCAGCAAUAACAAAAUGGAAAACCAAAUCCUAUUUAUGAAUAGUUGUAAAAAGACCUUUAUUAUCUUUGCUAUCCAUCUAAUGGCGCUGAUAUUUUUAGUAUUCUUUACAUCAGUGUAUGUUAAAUACUAUAGCCUGGCCUAUAUUGAGAACUAAAAUAGUUUAGAAGAUAACAACAAUCAGCAAAUACAAGAGAAUUAGGCAAGGACUAGCUUAUCAUUUAUAAUAGCAUAGAGUACUUUCUAUCUGAUAAAUUAUCCAUCUAUGCUAAUGGAGAUGUUUUUCAUAAUACUAUUCAUGAACUGCUUUUGUUAAGAUGAGCUUAAGAGAUAGAGGGAACUUGCAAGAGUACAAUAGGAAGAGUUCAACUUGUAGUAGCAAAGUUUUAUGCAGAAUUUAGAAAAUGAAUAGAUUUUAACUGAAAUUGAGCAGCUUGAAAUGCAUCGAGAUAUCUUAAAGCGCUAAAAGCUUGUGAAAGAGGCAGAUAAAGCAAAGCUAGAGUAUAACAAACUUUUCAUGCAUUCUGAGAAUUCAGUGGACUCACUUGAUUGCAUCAUCUGCCUUGACUAGAUAAAGUUCUUUGAUAUAGUAGUCUAGCUAAAGUGUAAUAAAGACCACAUUUUCCAUUUUAACUGUGUUAAGGAAUGGUUUAAGGAAAAAUCUAGCUGUCCUCUUUGCCGAAGUAAUGAAGAAAAUCUGGCUAGAAGAACUGGAUAGGUUUAAACAUCCGAAUCAAUUCGGAUUAACAUUGAAGAGUGUUAGAAGAUAAAAGAUCAGAUCUCCCAUAAAAAGGAUUUGCUUAGGAAAUCUGUGCUGACUCACUAGGGUAGAAGGAGAUAUGUGAGACAUGAAGCAACUAGAGCAAUGUCAUAGAGACACAGUCUAAGAGCCAGAUGA